Plasmodium vivax (malaria parasite P. vivax) is the source of this 1161-nucleotide messenger RNA. RefSeq names its product histone H2B, putative. The transcript has a single exon. NCBI's taxonomy places the organism in Eukaryota, Apicomplexa, Aconoidasida, Haemosporida, Plasmodiidae. The record is from RefSeq and is a predicted model, not a curated record. Gene Ontology annotation, molecular function: DNA binding; structural constituent of chromatin; protein heterodimerization activity. Gene Ontology annotation, biological process: nucleosome assembly. The coding region runs from base 631 to 1002 and encodes 123 amino acids. Gene Ontology annotation, cellular component: nucleosome.
GUUUAAGGAAAAAUUGUGCUGUGUUUGGAUACAAGUAAAACGCAUAUAUUUACAUAUUUGCGUAUUUGCAUAUUUAUACGUUUAUGCAUUUAUAUAUACGUUUACGUGUUCCCUUUUGUCAACUUUUUUUUUUUUUGCAUUGCAAAGAAUGUACUUUCUUGUACAGGUACAUAUUGUACAUAUUAUGUAACACGCUUAACAAAAACCUUACGUAUAUAUUUUUUAUUUUACAUUAAAUUUCUCGUUGGUACGAAAUAAGUAGUUAACGUAAAUUUUCUUUUUUUUCUUGUUUCUUUUUUGCUUUUUCUUUUUUUUCCUGUUUCUUUUUUCUUGUUUCUUUUUUUUCUUGUUUCCUUUUUUCUUGUUUCCUUUUUUCUUUUCCUUUUUUCUUUUUCCUGUUUUUCGUUUUCCCUUUUUUUCCCUUUUUCACAUUUAACCCAUUUUUGUUAAAAAAACAAUUGCAUUGUAAUGUCAAUUCUUCCUCCCAUUUUGAAUAAAAAGCUGAGAGAAUUUAAUUAAAGUUAUAUAGUAAAAUUCUGCGGAAAUAACAGGAAAUUUCCUUUUUUUUUUUUUAUAAAUAAAGUUGGCUAAAAAAAGAAGAUUUCUUUUUUCUGUACCAAAUAACAAAAAAUGUCAGGAAAAGGACCAGCUCAAAAAUCCCAAGCUGCAAAGAAAACUGCAGGAAAAACCUUGGGACCAAGGCAUAAGAGAAAAAGAAGAACAGAGUCAUUUUCACUUUACAUUUUUAAAGUUUUAAAACAAGUGCAUCCAGAAACUGGUGUGACGAAAAAAAGCAUGAAUAUUAUGAAUUCUUUCAUUAAUGAUAUAUUUGACAGAUUAGUUACCGAAGCAACUAGACUAAUUCGUUAUAAUAAAAAGAGAACCUUGUCAUCACGUGAAAUUCAGACUGCCGUUAGGUUACUUUUGCCUGGAGAAUUGUCAAAACACGCUGUCUCUGAAGGAACCAAGGCCGUAACAAAGUACACCACCAGUGGUGCAUAGACGUAAGGCAGCAAUUGUUUUUCAAACAUCAUGGGAAAUACAAAGGUAUAUAUCCCCCACCCCUCACUGCGUAUUGUAGUUAUGGGUCCAAACAUAUAUAUAGCUGCACGCGCACGCUUUUAUUAAGUACCCCCCGUAUGGAACGUUUUAUGGCAUUAU